Messenger RNA from Cylindrotheca closterium, 453 nucleotides. NCBI's taxonomy places the organism in Eukaryota, Bacillariophyta, Bacillariophyceae, Bacillariales, Bacillariaceae. The record is from the annotation of a GenBank genome assembly.
AUGGCCAGAGUCACACGUUCCUCCACUCGACCCAAGGCUCCUGCCAAGGUAGAAGAAGAGCCUGUUGUAGCAGCAGAGUCAUCGCCCAAGAAGAAGGCGGCACCCAAAAAGAAGGCCGCCCCCAAGGCAAAAGCUGCCAAGCCUGCCAAGAAGGCCCCAAAGAAAAAGGCUGCCAAGAAGGAGGAGGAAGAAGUUGCUGCUCCUGUUGAAGACGAAGAAGAGGAAGUCGCUGAAGAGGAACCGGCUGGUGCUUCUGAAGACAAGUCUGCCGUGGGGGACAAGGCUGUUGUAGAAAUCAACAAGGAGAAGCCUGGCAAGGGUAACUUUGUAGUUCGAGUGAGUGGUGUGGAGGCUCCUAUUGUAGAGCUUGUGGGAUUGAAGCGUCCGUUUCCUCCGCUCAAGGCGUUGGAUAUGGACGAUGUUUGUGCCAAGGUGGUUGCAGCUAUUUCUUAA